Messenger RNA from Callorhinchus milii (elephant shark), 1471 nucleotides. It is a transcript of the gene acad8, whose product is annotated as acyl-CoA dehydrogenase family, member 8. NCBI's taxonomy places the organism in Eukaryota, Metazoa, Chordata, Chondrichthyes, Chimaeriformes, Callorhinchidae. Bases 7 to 1239 code for a protein of 410 amino acids. The transcript has 11 exons. The record is from RefSeq and is a predicted model, not a curated record. Gene Ontology annotation, biological process: lipid metabolic process. Gene Ontology annotation, molecular function: flavin adenine dinucleotide binding; acyl-CoA dehydrogenase activity.
GUGAAGAUGGCGCUCGGGCGGUUGGUCGGCGCUGUGUUGAGAGCCCGAGGCCCGGGACCCGCGGUCAGGACCCUCCGCCUCACACACAGCUGUGUGGACCCGGCCGUCGGCCUCACAGAUGAACAGAAGGAGUUCCAGAAGAUGGCCUUUGACUUCGCUUCCAACGAACUGGCGCCGCACAUGGCCGAGUGGGACCAGAAGGAAACCUUUCCCGUGGAGACCAUGAGGAAGGCGGCGCGGCUGGGUUUUGGGGGGAUUUACGUUCAGCCAGAUGUUGGGGGCUCGGGGCUCUCGCGCUUGGAUACGUCCAUCAUAUUUGAGGCCUUGUCCACAGGCUGCGUCAGCACCACCGCUUACAUCAGCAUUCACAAUAUGUGUGUCUGGAUGAUCGACACGUUCGGGAGCCAGGAGCAGAGGCAGCAGCACUGCCCUGUGCUGUGCAACAUGGAGAGAUUCGCUUCCUACUGUCUGACCGAACCAGGAAGUGGCAGUGACGCAGCCUCAUUGCUAACCACUGCAAAGCUGGAGGGUGACCAUUACAUCCUCAACGGGUCCAAGGCUUUUAUUAGCGGAGGUGGCGACACGGAUCUGUACGUAGUGAUGUGCAGGACUGGAGACAAGGGACCUAAGGGCAUCUCCUGUCUCCUGGUGGAGAGAGGCACCUCAGGGAUGAGUUUCGGCAAAAAGGAGAAGAAGAUUGGCUGGAACUCACAGCCCACACGAGCUGUGAUCUUUGAGGACUGCGCUGUGCCUGUGACCAACCGGAUUGGGAAAGAAGGGGAUGGGUUCUCUAUCGCGAUGAAAGGAUUAAAUGGAGGAAGAAUCAACAUCGCUUCGUGUUCGUUGGGCGCCGCUUACGCCUCCAUUCUUCUGGCUCGGGAUCACCUGAAAGUCCGUAGGCAAUUCGGGGAACCUCUCGCUAACAGUCAGUAUCUACAGUUCAGACUGGCGGAGAUGGCGACUGGACUGCUUGCGGCUCGGCUGAUGGUGCGGAACGCAGCCUCCGCGCUGCAGGCCGGCCGGGAGGACGCAGUGGCCCUCUGCUCCAUGGCGAAGCUCUUCGCCACCGAUGAAUGCUUCACGAUCUGUAACCAGGCUCUUCAGAUGCACGGAGGCUAUGGCUAUCUGAAGGACUAUGCUGUGCAGCAGUUUGUCAGAGAUAUUCGAGUGCAUCAGAUCUUGGAAGGUACCAAUGAGGUGAUGAGGAUGCUUAUCUCAAGGAACCUGCUCCAAGACUGACGCUGCUGAGGGCAGUGAGAUUCUGCGCUGAAGGGACCGCAUCUUUCCUCGAUGAUCAAUUGUACGUCAAGUGCAAAUUGGCUAUUCAUAGAGAAGUCAAAGGGUUUCUAUCCAAAAGCCUUACUCGUGGAAUAUUACCUUUUUACAUUAACCACAUCUGGUUGUAUUAGGCACCACAGGAUGUCCAGGAGAACCUGUGAAAUAAACUUGUAAAUAAAAGUAUUUAAAAACA